GGUGAAAUGGCGCAGAAAGGAGUUCAGCUGGACCGGGAAACCUUCUCUUGUUUGAUCUGUUUGGAUCUGCUGAAGGAUCCCGUGGCUAUUCCCUGUGGUCACAGCUACUGCAUGAGCUGUAUUAAAACCUUCUGGGAUGAUAAGGAUGAGAAGAAAAUCCACAGCUGCCCUCAGUGCAGGCAAACUUUCAGCCCGAGGCCUGUCCUGGUGAAAAACACCAUGUUGGCAGUGUUAGUGGAGGAACUGAAGAAGACCAGACUCCAAGCUGCUCCUGCUGAUCUCUGUUAUGCUGGACCUGAAGACUUGGCUUGUGAUGUUUGCACUGGGAGAAAACUGAAAGCUGUGAAGUCCUGUUUGAUGUGUCUGAUCUCUUACUGUGAGAAACACCUCCAGUCUCAUUAUGAAUCGCCUGCCUUUGAAAAACACAAGCUGGCGGAGCCCUGCAAGAAGCUCCAGGACAACAUCUGCCCUCGUCACGAUGAGGUGAUGAAGAUGUUCUGCCGCACUGAUCAGCAGUGUAUCUGCUAUCUCUGCCCUGUGGAUGAACACAAAGGCCACAACACAGUCUCAGCUGCAGCAGAAAGGACUGAGAAGCAGAAAGAGCUCGAAGUGAGUCGACAAAACAUCCAGCAGAGAAUCCAGGACAGAGAGAAAGAUGUGAAACUGCUUCAGCGGGAGGUGGAGGCGAUAAAUCACUCUGCCGACAAAGCAGAGGAGGACAUUGAGAAGAUCUUUACUGAGCUGAUCCGUCUCAUGGAGAAAAGAAGUUCUGAUGUGAAGCAGCAGGUCAGAUCUCAGCAGAAAACAGAAGUGAGUCGAGUCAGAGAGCUUCAGGAGAAGCUGGAGCAAGAGAUCGCUGAUCUGAAAAGGAAAGACGCUGAGCUGAAGGAGCUCUCGCACACAGAGGACCACAACCUGUUUCUGCAGAGCUACCCCUCACUGUCACGACUCAAUAAAUCAAACUCACCUAGCAUCAAUAUCCGUCCUCUGCUGUACUUUGAGGACGUGACAGCGGCUUUGUCAGAAGUCGGGGAUAAACUGCAGGAUGUUCUGAGAGAGAAGUGGACAAACAUCUCACUGUCAGUGGCUAAAGUGGAUGUUUUACUGCCUCAUCCAGAGCCUAAAACCAGAGCUGAAUUCUUAAAAUAUUCAUGUGAAAUCACACUGGAUCCAAAUACAGCAAACCCUCAGCUGCUUUUAUCUGAGGGGAACAGAAAAGCAACAUUAAUGAGAAAAGAACAGCCUUAUUCCAGUCACCCAGACAGGUUCAUUUUCAUUUUGCAGGUCCUGAGCAGAGAAAGUCUGACUGGGCAUUGUUACUGGGAGGUGGAGUGGAGUGGGAAACAGGUUUAUGUAGCAGUCACCUACAAGGAUAUCUGCAGAGCAAGCUUCUUGGAUGACUGUGGAUUUGGAAAAAAUAACAAAUCUUGGGCAUUUUGUUGUCACAAAACCGGUUAUACAUUUUAUCACAACAGUGUCAGCACUCAGAUCUCAGCUCCUCACUGCUCCAGAUUAGGAUUGUACCUGGAUCACAGAGCAGGUAUUCUGUCCCUCUACAGCGUCUCUGACACCAUGACUCUCCUCCACAGAGUCCAGACCACAUUCGCUCAGCCGCUCUAUGCUGGACUUAAACCUUUCUCUUAUGGAGCCACUGCUAAGUUCUGCAAACUCAAAUAGUCAGAUGUCAUUGUAUUUUAUUUUCUUAAAACAGUUUUGUCUUUUAUUGCUCACAGCUGACUUGCUGCUUUCCACACUUUGAUUCUGUUGCUGAUUCAACAUGCUGAAUUUGCCUGAAUAACAGCUGACUAGUGCCAACGGUACGGGAUCAAUUGCAAAAACUAGUGUGACAGACGCUCACCUACAGUCUGACAUUGAGCAACAGUCAACCGUCAACUUGAUGUGACAUAUCACAUCUAUGAGUUCCUUUAAGUAGCGACCCCUCAUGUGUUUGUUUACCUAAAAACUGGUUGUUUGUAUCGAUGAAUUUUAGUGUUUCUAAUCUCCCACUGCGUCAAACUUGCGAGAAAAAGCAUCAAAUUUUCAUUCAGCGUAGAUAUUUUUUUUCUUUUUCUACAUAUGUAAAGAAAUUCCUAAUUACAUUUAGUUUUGUUUGGUAGACCAAAUAUUUUGUUGUUGUGAGGAACUGUAGAAUUGUGUUUAUCCCCAUCGUAAUCAAUAAGGAGAUCAUUCUUUUCUUUUACAUUGCUGAGAGUGUGUGGAUGAAGAUGAAACUGCAUGAAAUCAUCAAACAAGAGUCAUUCAAUAGACUUUACUGAUGAGAUGUCUGAACAAAUUGAAGGUUUAAACAAUUAAUAAACAAACUU
Molecule: messenger RNA, 2324 nt
Organism: Plectropomus leopardus (leopard coralgrouper)
Lineage: Eukaryota; Metazoa; Chordata; Actinopteri; Perciformes; Serranidae
Product: tripartite motif-containing protein 16-like
Molecular function (GO): zinc ion binding; protein binding
Source: RefSeq, a predicted model, not a curated record